Messenger RNA from Cinclus cinclus, 1566 nucleotides. RefSeq names its product acid sensing ion channel subunit 3 (gene ASIC3). Gene Ontology annotation, biological process: sodium ion transmembrane transport. The record is from RefSeq and is a predicted model, not a curated record. Lineage: Eukaryota; Metazoa; Chordata; Aves; Passeriformes; Cinclidae. Gene Ontology annotation, cellular component: membrane. The transcript is spliced from 11 exons. The coding region runs from base 1 to 1566 and encodes 521 amino acids.
AUGAGGAGGGGCUCGGAGGGCAGCGGGGAGGGCGAGGGGCUCUCGAGCCUGCGGGCCUUCGCCCACAGCUCCUCGCUGCACGGCAUCAGCCACGUCUUCGCCUACGGGGCCGUGUCCCUGCGCCGCGUGCUCUGGGGCGGCUUUUUCCUGGGCUCGCUGGGGCUGCUGCUGCUCGUGUGCGCCGAGCGCGUCGCCUACUUCCUCACCUACCCGCACGUCACCAAGCUGGACGAGGUGGCUGCCCGCAACCUCACCUUCCCGGCCAUCACCAUCUGCAACCUCAACGAGUUCCGCUUCUCCAAAAUCACCCGCAACGACAUGUACCACGUGGGCGAGCUGCUGGCGCUGCUCAACGAGCGCUACGAGAUCAGCAACCCGCAGCUGGCUGAGCCCCACGUCCUGGCCGCGCUGCGCGACAAGGCCAACUUCAAGAACUUCAAGGCGAAGCCCUUCAGCAUGGCCGAGUUCUACAACCGCACGGGCCACGACCUGGCUGACAUGCUGCUGCAGUGCUCCUUCCGUGGCACCGGCUGCACUGCCCGCAACUUCACCGUGAUCUUCACACGCCUGGGGAAGUGCUACACGUUCAACCCGGGGGGGCCAGGGCGCGAGGUGCUGACCACGCUGCAGGGUGGCUCCGGCAACGGCCUCGAGCUCAUGCUCAAUGUGCAGCAGGAGGAGUACCUGCCCGUCUGGGGGGACACAGAUGAGACCUCGUUUGAGGUGGGGGUGAAGGUGCAGAUCCACAGCCAGGACGAGCCGCCCUUCAUUGACCAGUUGGGCUUCGGUGUCGCCCCCGGCUUCCAGACGUUUGUGUCCUGCCAGCAGCAGCGGCUGGUGUACCUGCCGCCGCCGUGGGGGGACUGCAAGGCCACCCCCAUCGAGUCCGACUUCUUCACCAACUACAGCCUGACCGCGUGCCGCCUGGACUGCGAGACGCGCUACCUGGCCGAGAACUGCAACUGCCGCAUGGUGCACAUGCCGGGCAAUGCCAACGUCUGCACCCCCGAGCAGUACAAGGAGUGUGCCGACCCCGCGCUGGACUUCCUGGUGACGAAGGACAGCGAGUACUGCGCGUGCCGCACGCCCUGCGCCAUGGUGCGCUACGGCAAAGAGCUCUCCAUGGUCAAGAUCCCAAGCAAGGCCUCGGCCAAGUACUUGGCCAAGAAGUUCAACAAGACAGAGCAGUACAUUGCGGACAAUGUGCUGGUCCUGGACAUCUUCUUCGAGGCACUUAACUACGAGAUGAUCGAGCAGAAGAAGGCGUACGAGGUGGCGGGGCUGCUGGGUGACAUCGGGGGGCAGAUGGGGCUCUUCAUCGGUGCCAGCCUCCUCACCAUCCUGGAGAUCUUUGAUUACCUGUAUGAGGUGUUCCGGGACAAACUCCUCAGCCUGUACAAAGAGAAGAAGCGGAGCCCCCGGAGCGAUGGCGGCACCCUGGAGCACCCGGCGGUCCCGGGCAGCCCCACGGCCCCACGCCCACCCAGAGCACCUGGCCCCCCCUGCCCGGCCCCACGCCCCGUCUCGGCAUCACCCCGAACCUGCUACCUCGUCACCCGGCUCUAG